GCUUGUAAAACAAUGCUGUGUUUCAUUGCUGAGGAGGACGCGCGAGGGACUCUCUCCCCUUCUCUCUCCUCAUUCCAAUUAUAUCCAGUUUACCUUCGGACCAGCCUGUAAUGGACUACUCCAGUUUUUCCUGCAGCUUGGAUGGAUUUUUGAGAAAGCCUCGCAUUUUUAGGUCCUUCCUCGGCUAUUUUCUCCAGUAAAGUCAGCAGAAUGGCUGAAAAGGAGUCCGAAUCGCCUGGGAAACUAAAGACACUAUUAUAGCCAAAUCUGGCUCCUUUUUCUCGGAUUAUUACCACCCGAACGGGCAAAUUCCGUCCAACAACUUUCCUGUCCGUGGAUAAUGGAUGGCAGAGAUUUCUGCUCUUCUCGAUCCGUUCACGUACCACCUCCGUUGUUGGCCGGGCUCGCCAUGGAGUCUCACCGACUCGGAGCUGCCGCUGCAGCCGGGAGGAUCCCUCCCUCUCCCGGUCACUUGGGCGCGAGCCACCCGCCGCCUCUCCACUCCGGAAAAUAUUUGCCAUCGGCCAUUAACCUACAUCCACACCACAGUGAUGCUUUCCCAGCAAACUCGGCUCCCUUCCUGUCAGGUUACCCAGGCCCCUCCCCCCUGACCUCUGACCCCGCGUACAGAUCGGCCAAUCCAAGCGGGUUGCAGAUGGCUCAGCUCUGGGCGUCGCACGCCCAUGAAGGGUACCCUCCUCUCCCCAGCAGCCUGUACUCCAGUCCGUACCUGUCUCUGGGACACCUGGAGACGUCCUCGCUGUCCCAGCACCCCCUCUACGACCCCCAUAAAGAUGGUUAUUUCCUGCAGUCCUCUAUGAGACAGUCUCCUCUCCACCCCCCAUCCGCCUCAUCGUCCACCCCGUCCAGUUCAACGCCCCCACAGAGACCAUCCCGGGACGGGGGUCGAGACCGGUCUCACCGAGGAGAGAGGGAGAAGGAACGAGACAGAGAGCAGCUGCGUGAGGAGCUCCGACCGCGCAGCGUGGUGGACCUGACGCAGGAGGGGCGGAGCGACGAGGACCGGCGAGCCAGCAGAGACCGGGACAGAGAGAGGGACCGCGACGCAGACCGAGAACGGGACAGGGACGGCUGGUCCUUCCAUCCCCACCAGCUGAGGUCCCAGCCAUCCACAGGGGAGCCCAGAUCUAGAUUUUCUCCCCGACAGACGACCGUCCCUCCUGGUGGGGGAGGAGGGGAGGGCCGGUUUCUUGGACCAGAAAAGGACAGACGGGGUCGGGACGAGGACGGUAACACUCAGUCCCACCACAACCAAAACUCUAAUAACUCUCACUCAGACCGGCAGAGGAGGAACGAGUCUGUGUCCACGUCAGCCGGGACACUCCACGUCUCCUACGUCCCCCCUCCUCCCCCCCUCCAGCCGUCCAGCUCUGGUCUUCCUCACCUCUCUGGUCCCAGAGAGUCCACCAGAGAGCAGCGAGUCAGCGCUACUACAUAUGUGCCUUCUGUGGAGGUUUACGACGAGCGGGUGGGGCCUAUUCAGAUCGCCUCGCAGGCCCGCGACAUCAGACACCGAGAGAGAGAGCUCGAACGGGACAGGGACAGCUUCAGGUUCCAGGAGAAGAACCUCGUAGAGCAUCCUCGUCUCUCCCUCACAGGCGACGUUGGCAAUCAAAGAGAAGAAGGUUCUGUUAUUUGUUCCAGUGGAUCCUUCAGUAAACGAGGUCCGGACACGUCUUCGUCCUCAAGUCAAUCACGGUUCAGCCCUGAAGCCAGGGACGCCUCCAAACACUUGAUACGAGUAGAGCAGAUGGGGGCGGAGCCUAAAUGGAAUGCCAUUAGCCCGCUGGCGAACUUCGCCACAAAUCACAUGGCUGCCCUGGCGGCUCAGCACGGACACACGCUGUCCUCUCCGCACAACCAGCACGUCCAGAAGUCCAGUUCCCCUCAGACGUCCCACAGACCCAACAGCUCCCAGUCCUCCCCCCAUACUCACCCCUCCCAACACGGGCGAGCGGGUGAGGAGGGGGGGCAGAAGCGCUACCUGGACCAGCCUGUGCUGUAUCGCCCCGGCGGGUCGCUCAUGGCGAGCGGAGAACGCGGAUCUGAUCCCCCGGAGGUCUCCGCCAUGCAGAGUCUGAUCAAAUACAGCGGGAACUUCCCCGCCGAAGGCCCCGUUUCUUCCAGGAACAUCGUGGAUGGACGGGGGCCCUUCGGCGGUCUGGCUAACAUCGGGACGAACUCUGAGAGGGACAAGGAGCGGAACAGAGACCGGGAGAAAGUGUCUGUCGUCGGCUCUGGAUCAACGAGAAUGCCUCCUCAGCUGAAAAGGGAGCAGGAGAGACCCGACAGCGCCCGCUCAUUUGGCCGGGAAGGGGACGGCGAGGUGCGACAUCCUCCCGUUGGGAUUGCCGUGGCGGUGGCCCGUCAGAGAGACAGUGGGAGUCGCGAUAAACAGACUGGCGGGGGCUCGGACUCCCAGAGACCCUUGCUGCAAACAACCAUCAAAGAUGAAGAGCGAGGUGAGGACCGUCCUCGUCACCACGACGACAGACUGCUGGCUGGCCGGCUGGAGCGGGAGGAUAAAGUGAUGAGGGAGUCCAAGAGUCUGUCCGAGUUUCCUACGAUGCACCCCGCCCCUCUGUCUGGAGGCCUGACCCCCAGCAUGAUGACACCAAGCCUUAUGAAUCCCAACCUCAUGGUCACUGGAGGUGCGGGGCGAUGGCCUCCCGACCCCUCAACCCUGACCUCUCACCCCUGGAUGGCCCGGUCUGGAGCCCCCUCCGUCUGGCUGUCCAGUUCUCCAUACGGCCUGGGUCCCUCCUCGAUCCAUCAGCCCCUCCCCCCAGGAUACCCCCCCUCCCUGCCAGGCUCCAUGCACCCUCCCUACCAGUUUGUCAGGGACCCUCAGACCAGCCAGCUGAUCGUCAUCCCCAGUGAGCACCUGCCACAUUACGGAGGGGACGUUCUGGAGCGCGGAGCCCCGGUGUGGUCGAGCGUGUACGGCACCAGCAGCUCCCUGCAGCACGCCGCCCAGCUGCAGCUCCUCUCGCAGCACCAGAUGAUCCGGCAGCAGGAGUUGUUCAUGAUCCAGCAGCACACAGCUCAGGUCCUCGAGCUCCAGAGGAACGCUCAGCUUGUUGAGCGCCUGAAGGCCAGCGAACAUCGGCCUGAGAUCGAAGACAAAGCAGACAAACGGAACGCGGACACCAAAACUCGUCCCUCCUCCAUAUCGUCCCCCUCACCUGUCCUGCAUCCCCGCAAACCUCCCCCUCCAUCUCGAUCGCCCACCCUGUCCACGUCUUCCCUCGCCCUGCUGCCUCCCGUCUCUUCUCCGGUGACCGCCCUCAAGUCGGAGGGGGGGCAGAGGGGGCUGUCUCGCUCACCAAAGCCCCUGAGUCUUCACCCGCCAUCUCCCCGCUCGGCCUCUCCCCCGCCCCGGAGACCCAAACAGGAAGUGGCGGAGGACGAGGAGGUGGUCCGCAGAGAGGAGCAGAAACCAGCUCCCGCUCCGUUUCCUGGCAUCUUCUCUGAUCUCCCUCCCGGCUACCCGUACCAGUCCGUCACAGCCCCAUACGGCUCCCCUUUCCCCCCGUAUCGCAUCCCACCACCAGCCACAGGAGACCAUUCCUGCUCUCCUCCUCCGGCUGCUCCUCUACCCACAGCUCACCGCCGCUCGAGGCUUUUAGGAGAACACGCCAAACCACAGAAACCAGAGCCAUCAAAGAACGCUUCUUUCCUUAAACAGGAGCCCGUCGAGGACCCCCCUCAGCCUGAUGAGAUGCCAGAGCCGCGCGGCUCGCGUCUGCAAAGCUGCAGUCCGGAUCUAACCGGUAGAGGUGUCGUCGACGUAGCUAGACGAGUCCCUAAAGUCCAAACCCAACCGCUGCCUCUGCUCGUCCCCAGUCCUCACACUCAACAAGGCCAAGAAGACAUUAGGAAGGAGCCCGAGGAAGGAGGUCCAGUUAAGACAGAGGUGUCCUCGUGCUCGUGUCCAGCGAGUUCUCCUGCGUGUGCUGGAGCUGAGUCAAAACCACGUCUCCUUCAGGAACCAGACCAGUACCCCCCAGCCACCGCUGCUGCACACCUGGAGAGCCAGGAACAGGAGUGUGUGUCGCUGGAGGAACCCACCAGCUCUGUGUGUGAGCAGCCUCGCACUCCGGUCCUUUCCCCCUUUCACCCCGAAAGCUCCUGCGAUCCUCCUCCGUACCCUCCCCCGAUCCACCUCUCCCCACUCCUGCUGGCCGUCGGCCCGGAGGAUCCCAUGGGGGGGAUGUUUGCACUCAUAACUGCCAGCGAGAUGGCCCGGCCCAGGACUCCACCCGCUCCGACGCUCCUGCCACAGGUGGAGCUUCCACCCGUGUGCACGGACUGCAGCGACGCUGGAGAUCUGGAGAUGGUGGCGCUGGAGGGGAUGGCCCUGCUCAGCCAGAUGGGUCCUCACGAGGCUAAGCAGACCCAGGAGGAAGAUCUAACUCUGGAGGGUUUAGAUUUUCUCCUGGAGGCAAGCAGACAGGUUUUGUUGGAGGCCAUAGAGGAGCAGUCCCACAUCCACCUGCUGAGAACUCUGGACCCCAACAGGAAGUACAGCUGGAGGCAGAGGAAGGAAGAGCCACUGUACAGUAAAAUGUCCGUGGAAAUGUUGGACGCCGUGGAGGUGGAGUACCGCGUUCAGCUGGCCGAGCUUCAAAAGACCUUUAAGGAGAAGCAGAGGGAGCUGAGCCGGCUGCAGAGACGCCGGGACAAGCGUGAGCGGCAGCAGGAUGACGAGAGGAGGAGUCUGACCAGACGAGGACGGGGAAGACCCAGGAAGAGGAAACACUUGACCACACCUCCCAAACUGGACAGCCGGCCUGGAAAGGCGAGCCGGGCAGUGCAAUACUCUGAGGACUCUGAGGCAGGAGAAGGACAGAGGAAGAGGUUCCGCGUGUCCAGGGGUGAAGAUGAGAUGGAGACAGGAAGUGCGGGGCUAAAGAAGAGGAAAAACAAGAAGAGCUGGAACGACCAAGAGUCGCCCAGUACUCACUGUCUGGAGAUGCUGAAGGUGAAACGGGGCCUGGUCUGUGAGCAGGAGCAGCUGGCGUCCGACCUCGACAGGGCGCUCUCGCUCUCACGCCUCGGCUCUCUCGGAGGAACCCGAAAACUUUCCUCCAGCAGAAAAACGGAGAAGUCGAGUAAAGGUGCUGAAAGUGGACCGAAGGAGCAAGGCGUCCACUCGCCCGUUAAAGGAGGGAAACUCAAGAUGGGGGCAAAAGCGUCUGCUCCAGAGGCGGUCCGGAAGGUGAAAGGUCAGAAGAAGGCUGCCAUGUUCUCGCCCGUCAGGUCUGAGCUCAACAGCUGCUCCAACAACUCUGAUUCAGAGGAGAUCAUUUCCGCUCGAGGAGGCUGGCCUCCUCUCUCAGGGACGCGUUCCCAUGGCAGCCUGACCAGGAAGAGGCGGUCCACGUCGUCACCAACUUUGUUGCGGCCUGAUAAGAAGUCACAGAAGAAGAAACACAAGCACUUAUCGCGGCUGCUGGAGGAGGCGGGCCUCAGCUCCUCCGACGACUCCUUCGAUCAAGAGUCCUCAGACGAUGAAGAGGACGAGAGCGGCUCAGAGGAUGACAACAGUGAUGAUGAUGAAGAUGGCUGUGAGGAGAGUGGGUUGGGUCUGCUGGCCCGGUUUGCAGCGAGUGCGCUCCCUGCAAGCCCGGCCCCUCUGAGCCUCCUUUGUGAAGGCAAACCCUGCAGCAGGCAAAGCACUCUGGGUUCCCCAGAGUGUGAGUGGUCCGACUCAGGCUCAGACUUGAGGUUGAGGAAGUUCCCGUCUCUGCUGCACGGGAAGCGAGCCGCCCCCGAGCUCCCCCUCCUCCCUCCAGUGACUAGCCGUGUCGACCAGCCCAGCCCCAUCAAGCGGGACAAAGCGCCGCCUGGAAAAGACAAACCUCUGGCAAAGGCACGCCCCUCUCCUCGGUCAGCACGGAGAUUCAGCUUUGACAUAGCCGCCGGCGUCGGAGGCUUCAGUGAGGAUGAGGGCUGGAACCGCAGACGCAGCGAAAGGAUCUUCCUCCACGACGCCACCACCAGUACAACCAGUCAGAUGCCUGUUUCUGCCUCUUCCUCUGCCAGUCAGAGCUCCUCCAGCUCAGCCCCACCCCUCACCCCAAAGACUCCCUCCAGACCCAAGCCUACUCCACCCAGCCGGGAGGUGAAAGAUGUGCUCAAAAAGAAGAAGUUGAAGGACUCCCCGCUCCCCGUCAGCCCGUCCUCCCUCUGCAGUCCCAUCGGUGAGGGUCCUGCCCCGCUGAGUCUGAGCCCGGCACGCAAGAGCCAGUCCAAACCCAGAUGCAAAACCCGAGAGCUGUCCAGAGGAGCGGUGAGCCGUCUGAUGGAGAGCAUGGCUGCAGACGAAGACUUUGAGCCGAACCAGGACGGCAGCUUCAGCGAGGAUGAGCUGCUCCCGACACGGAGCAACAGCGUAUCAGAGCCGACCUCUACACUUGCCCCGGUCCAGUGUGUGCUGGAUAAGGAUUCUCUGGUGGACGGACUCAGAGUUCUGAUCCCGAUGGAGGACCAGCUGCUCUACGCGGGACACGUCAACACCGUCCACUCCCCGGACAUCUACAGUGUGGUGGUGGAGGGGGAGAGAGGAAACAGACCUCACAUCUACUGCCUGGAGCAGCUGCUGCAGGAAGCUAUCAUCGACGUAAAACCUCCGUCGGUGCGCUACCUCCCAGAGGGGACUCGCAUCGCCGCCUACUGGAGUCAGCAGUACCGCUGCCUCUACCCGGGUACCGUCGUUAACGGAAGUUCCGAUAUUGAUGAGAACGAUGAUCUCAUCACAGUGGAGUUUGAUGACGGGGACACGGGACGCAUUCCACUCUCCCACAUCCGACUGCUGCCGCCAGACUACAAGAUCCACUGUGCCGAGCCGUCCCCCGCCCUGCUCGUCGCAGGACCCUGCAGGAGGAGGGUUCGCAAAUGCAGCAAAGAGGCGGGAACUAAGCCAGAGGAGACCAUGCCCCGGACCAAGGGGAAGCCUGGUCGCAAACCCAAACCCAAACCAGAGUCUCCUGGAAGCCCGGAGGUUCAGGAGAAAGCUGAUGUCCUCUCCUCCUCCAGCCAGCCCACUGAGAGACUCCUGCCUCCAGCUAAGUCCGCACAGGACCGGACCACUUUGCUCCAGAAGUCCGCUCAGGAGAAAUCCCGACCAGCAUCCCGACCAGCGAUGGGAACGCAGGUGAAACCGGCUCAUAAGAACUCCACCCCGUCCUCCACGAGCACUACCGCGGCGCCAAAGAAGAGCAGCUCAGCCCAGCCUGCUGUUUGUAAACCCGCCCAGAACCUGCCCCCCUCCCUUUACCCGCCCACCUACGGGAAGGUUCUGACUGUAGACCUGUACAGCGAGCCCAACCUCAGCUCGUACGCAAGCCAGCGUAGAGAGCGGGAUGGUGGCAGCACCAUUAGUCCCGCCUCCAGCCGGCCCGUUCCCAGGCCCGGUAUGACGUCCAAACCGGGUGCUACGUCCACACCCAGACCCACGUCUGCUUCAUCUUCUAAAACCAUGCUGUCCUCUGACCACCGCCACGGCUCUGGACUCCUGCCCAACCCCCUCUCCAGGCUGACGUCCAGACCCUCGUCUUCUCUGUCCUCCAAACCCAAACUGAAGAUGCCAUCCGAGAUGUCCUCCAGAACCGUCCCCAAGCCAAAGCCCGGCUCUGGGUCGGAUCUCGGCUCCACGGUGAGACGGAAGUCCCUGCCCGCCGAGCCCCUCGUCAAGCUCGACCACGAGGGCGUCACCUCCCCGAAGACCAAGAAGACCAAGGCUUUAAUGCUGCUGGAAGGGCGGAGCAUCCGGAGAGACCACACCCCCAUCACCACAGCUAAUCAGAAGCUGCUAAAGCCCAAACCCAGAGCUCCAGAACGAGAGUCCAGUCGGCCCAACAAGGAGCCCGCCUACAAAUCCUCCCUGCUGGCUAAGGACAAGCUGGACAGCCAGAGGGGCAGGGGACAGGGGAUGGACACGAGAGACGAGAAGACUCAAGAGGAGAGAAAGGGGGUGGAGAAGAGAGAGGAGAGACGGAUGAAGGAGGAAUCUCAGAGCAGCAGCAGCUCGGAGUCCGAGGAGGAAGCUGAGAAGACAAAGAAGAAAUGCACCUCAAGCUGCUCCUCCUCCUGCUCCGGUUCCUCCUCAUCUUCAUCUUCGUCCUCCUCCUCCUCCUCGUCCUCAUCCACCGAUGACUCCUCCUGCAGCUCGGAUGAAGAGAGGACCCCGACACCUCCACCGGCGCCCGUCCCAAAACCCCCGGCACAGGACAAACCUAAAGAAGAUGUGAAGGAGGAGGAGAAGGAGGUGAAGGUGAAAGUAGAAGAGGAGGAGAUGUCUCCUCACUCAGAGGCACCCUCCCCUUCAUCUCCCCCAGCUCCUGCUGAGCCUUCUCCCUCUAAACCUGCCAAACCUGCCACUGGGAAGCGCUCCGGGCAGAGGGGGCGCCCCCCCAAACCGAAGCCCAGCGGAGAGGAGGGGAAGGCAGGGAGGCCCAAGAGGAGAGAGGGGGUCCACCUCCCCACCACCAAGGAGCUGGCCAAGCGUCAGAGGCUUCCUAGCGUGGAGAACCGACCCAAAAUAUCUGCGUUCCUUCCAGCCAGGCAGCUCUGGAAGUGGUUUGGGAAUCCCACACAGAGACGCGGCAUGAAGGGAAAGGCAAAGAAACUCUUCUACAAGGCCAUCGUGCGUGGCCGAGAGAUGAUCCGGAUCGGAGAUUGCGCCGUGUUCCUGUCCGCCGGUCGGCCCAACCUGCCCUUCAUCGGCCGCAUCCAGAGCAUGUGGGAAUCCUGGGGCAACAACAUGGUGGUCCGGGUCAACUGGUUCUACCACCCAGAGGAGACCAACCCCGGCAAGAAACUCACCGACAAGAAGAACUGGGACCAGAUGUGUAGUCAGUCCCUACCUGCUGCGCUCCGCUCCUCCAUCCAGAGGAAAGACUUCGUGGAGCGCGCCCUCUACCAGUCGUCCCACAGCGACGAGAACGACGUGCAGACCAUCAGUCACAAGUGUCUGGUGGUGAGCGUGGAGGAGUACGAGCAGAUGAUCCACACCCGCCGCUACGCCGACAGCGAGGACCUCUACUACCUGGCCGGCACCUACGAGCCCACGACCGGCAUGAUCUUUAACACGGACGGAGUCCCGGUCAUCUGCUAGAGCAAGCUACUGAAAACAAACCGCGACCUCACCAGUGGACGACGCCCGACCUGUGGUCCAAUCACUGCUUUUCAUUUCCAGACCGUUUCCUCGCUUCAGAGAGACGACAGAGACACUACAGACGGACAGAAUUCAGCAAGGACCUGGUCUCCUGGAGCUACUGCACACACGCAAACACACACACACACCCAGCAUGUAUGCUCACACACGUGUAAAUACCACGGUUAUCUAGAGGAACAUACCAGUGUCUUGUUUUUACGCCGGAGUGUUUUUUCUUUCUUCUGUAAACAGUGGAGAAGCUUUAAUGAACUGUGAAUGACGACGACGUUCGUCACCUUCGUUAUUUCAGGACUGACGCCGGUCGAAGUGAUGUUGUGAUUUACGGUGUUGCCGUGGUGACGUUCCGGUCCUGUAGAAGUACGUACAGAACAGCAGGAAGCAACAGAGCGAUGCACAGAAGGAGAGAGGGGUAGCCUCGCUGUCCAACACAAAGCGCUUAAAACACUUCCUGUCCCACCCCCCACCCCACCCCCCUUUGACAAUCCUAACUCGGGCUAAUUGUCCCUGUGCUAAUAAAAUGCCCCCCCCACCCCCACCCCACACACACACACACACCACCAUGUAGACUCAGGCUGAGGAGAGCAGUAGGAAUGAAAGCACUUCUAAAGGAAAACACUAUGAGAGAAAAGCAUUUUACCCUCCACAGCUGCCGCCUUCCGGAAUGCUUUUUAUUGUUUUUCUCGUCUAGUAGCUUUCUACCCCCCCCCCCCCCCCCCCCCCCCCGCCGAUUGUAACGUGAUCUGUAGACAGUGUAGGAAUCACACAAAGUGUUUUAUUUUUUUACACCGGGGUCGUAAACGCCACAGGCGAUGGCGUUGGUAUUCCCCGCGCAGCUGUCGGCUCAGAUUAGGUCGUGAUUCUGUUUCCCGCCGCGCGGCCGGGUUUAGUCUGCGGCGACCUCCAGACGGCCCGUCGGCUGCCGCCUCUUUGUUCGUGUUUUGCUUUUUGGACGUUUAUCUUGGAUCACAGCCGCCGCUCACACACCAGUGCACUCUGACCGAGGAGACUCUGUUCCCGGCGGUCCUCGUGUUGAGUCUUCUGGAGGUAUUUACGUUACCCCCCCCCCCCCCCCCCCCCCCCACCACCACCACCACCUUCACCCCUCACACACCUGCAGCCACGUUUCUGCUGAACACACCGAGUCUCCGGGUGGUUUACUGCGUGCCUCGUAGAGUUUUCUUUCUUCUCUGUAAAUGUGCGUCGCCUUACGUUCCCGGACCUUAUGAGGGUGUUUUGCCAAAAUGUUGAUUUUGCUCUCCCUGAAUGUUUCCUGGCGAAGAAGAAAAUCCGCAUUCGCCCGUUCUCAGCCUUCUUUUUAUUGUUGUGUGUUUUAUUUCUAUACACACACACCAGCGUAUGGUACAGUGUGUGUAUCUCGUCUUUUCUUUGCUCUGCCUUGCUGCAGAGAUUGAACUGGUCUUGUUGAUAUUCAAUAGCUUUGAUAUUUUGACUCUUUUUGCUACGUCUGCCCAAUCGUUAUCGUUUACUUUCUGAGAUGGCCGCGUGACGUUUCGAGCUAAAGCUGACAAGCUAACCCGCUACAUAUCUGCUAACAUGUUGGUGAUCUAUUAAAUAUUUUUAUCUAUAAUCCAGAUAAAGUUAACAAUUUGCUGCUAAUCUGGGUUUAAACCAGGUAGAGUGACUUUAAUCCCCCCCCCCCCCCCCGCCC
This is a messenger RNA of Nothobranchius furzeri (turquoise killifish), 10871 nucleotides long. It is a transcript of the gene tnrc18, whose product is annotated as trinucleotide repeat containing 18. NCBI's taxonomy places the organism in Eukaryota, Metazoa, Chordata, Actinopteri, Cyprinodontiformes, Nothobranchiidae. Gene Ontology annotation, molecular function: chromatin binding. The record is from RefSeq and is a predicted model, not a curated record.